Arctia plantaginis is the source of this 1062-nucleotide messenger RNA. Lineage: Eukaryota; Metazoa; Arthropoda; Insecta; Lepidoptera; Erebidae. The record is from the annotation of a GenBank genome assembly.
AUGAUUGAGGGAUACGGUGCUGUAACACAGGCACUUUUAGGGACCCUUCUGACGUGGGGGUUAACUGCUGCUGGAGCCGGUUGCGUAUUUUUUAUUAGAGGAAAACAUAGGAAAGUUCUUGACGUGUCAUUAGGCUUUGCCGCGGGAGUGAUGACGGCGGCCUCAUACUGGUCUCUUUUGGAACCAGCUAUAAAUAUGUGUAAAGCAUCUACAACAUAUGGAUCAGAAGGACAAUUUGCUUUUAUACCAGUUGCAUGUGGAUUCUUGUUUGGUGCAGUGUUUGUUUACGGUACUGACAAGUUUUUGGACUAUUUGGGCCUCAACUCUACCAACAUGAUGAUGACUAUGACAAAAAAUAAAGAUUCAAAGGAGAAAUUAGAAGACCUUGAAAUGAUGACUGCCUUAAAUAGGCGACCGUCAAACCAAACAAGCAUUGUGACGAUGGAUCCACAGCAACCGGCGGAUUUUGCAGACUGCAUUAACAACCAGCACACUGCACAGCGACGUAGGGGUCACUCACACCACUCUCUGAAAGUCGGUGAGAACGGCGAAGGCGAUCGUCGUGAUGGUAUUGUAAAACAAUUGGAAGCGCGGCAAUCGCAAUGGAAGCGAAUUAUGCUUCUAGUGGUAGCGAUCACUGUACACAAUAUACCGGAAGGUCUCGCUGUCGGCGUGUCGUUUGGCGCCGCUGGUUCAUCAGAACAUUCAUCCUUCCACACGGCCAGAAACCUGGCUUUGGGCAUUGGCAUCCAAAAUUUUCCUGAGGGUUUAGCAGUCAGCUUGCCCCUACAAGCCGCUGGUUUCUCGGUCUGGAGAGCAUUUUGGUAUGGCCAGCUCUCCGGCAUGGUCGAGCCCGUGUUCGGCGUUCUGGGUGCAGUAGCAGUAGCAGCCGCCCAGCCGGCGUUGCCAUACGCGCUGGCUUUCGCAGCUGGUGCUAUGAUUUAUGUCGUCGCUGACGACAUCAUCCCGGAGGCUAACGCGUCCGGUAACGGCAAACUUGCUACCUGGGGCUGCAUUAUCGGCUUCGUGGUCAUGAUGUGCUUGGACGUUGGUCUCGGGUAA